UUUUCGCCAUGCUUGCAUUUCAUCGGUUUUUAAGAUUCACAGUAUGGCUGCGAAGCCGUGGAUUUCGUAUUAUUGCGUCACAACAACACACGGUCAACAACACACGGUAACCCUAACCACUAACCUAGUACUUUAGUACAUAUUUAGACUGAUGUACGAGCAGCAUAGAAAUCAUCAGGCACUACGGUUGUAAAGAGAUUGUUUUGGACAGGGCUGUUGGAAUUACCGAGUCAAAGCAUAGGAAUCUAUAACAUGGUCAGCGAACCACUGACCUGUUGGUCACAUAGUCAUUCACCGUGUUUUUCAGUAACCCAUCAAGUCACGAAUUAAUGCAAAAGAACAUACUAACAAUGGUGGUUGAAAAAAGACUAAUCUUGACUUGACGCACGCGGGUGGAAUAGCGCCAGUAUAACUUUGUGAUAUAUAUAUAAUCUUGUAUAUGGUUGCAAAAUGAAACUUAACUUUAUUUAAAGUAUUAAAUAGCGGUGACUCAGUGGUCCGUUUACCCCAGGUUGUGGUUAUUCUGAUCAUUGAUUUCCUCAAUUUUGUACAAAAUUCAAAGACCUCAAAACUUGAUUACCGUGGAAUACAAUGCUAUCUGUAUUCUUAAAGGAAACAAUGACGAAAACCUUUAGAUCAAUCGCGUUCACACAGAGUCUAGCUCCAUGAAAGAUAAACUUUGAGCCUUAUGAAGAGAAGAAGCUGCUGAUAUGAAACUUAGCUCCAGCGUCUUAUCUCGAGGAAUCAACUUUGCUUUGAAAUAGUCUGCAUUUUUAUCAUUGUUAGCUUAUCGCUAACCAUAGAUAUUGUAGAUGAGGUUUUAUCCAGUCGUAUAUUUAUAAAUUGGUUAAACUCAUUUCACUCAGUGCACUGAAGAAAUACUUCCAGAUACAUACCAGAUACCAUUAACUAAAAUGGAAAAAGUUGAACCAAGUAAGUUGCACGAAUGCGGCAUCUGUGGUAAAAGUUGUCGAUGUGCUAGAAAUUUAAAAGACCAUCAAAUGACACACACCGGAGAACGACCGCAUACAUGUGAAAUUUGUGGCAAGACAUAUACUCAAAAUGGUCACUUAAAAAACCAUUUACGAUUGCACUUUCCCGAUAAUCCACAAAAUCGACAAAAAUGCCAAGUUUGCGGAAAAGUGCUCGGCGAUGUGAAGAGUAAGACAAUUCACAUGAGACAGCAUACAGGGGAAAGACCGUACAAAUGCAAUGAAUGUGGAAAAGGAUUCUGUGACAGCAGUAAUUUGAGAAAACCUAUGAAUCGACAUACAAAGAAAUUUGUCUCUGAAAUGUGUGGACGGUCCUUCGGAUGCAAGCCUCACCUUUAUAGUCAUAUGCUCACUCAUACAAAAGAAAAAAGAUAUGAGUGCACCGUUUGCAAUAAGUUAUUUGCACGCAAAGGGAAUUUAAAGUUGCACAUGAGAAGACAUACUAAUGAAUAUCAAUUCAAAUCUGAGAUAUGUGGCGUCAUCAAGGUGCAACAAUGCGAACUGAAUUUAAAUAUGCGUACACACACAGGUGAAAAACCGUUUACCUGCAAAUUAUGUGGAGGUACAUUUAGUCAACAACAUAGUCUGAAUACUCAUUUGCACACAAUACACUCAAACAAAAAGCCGUAUGCAUGUAAGAUAUGUGGAAAUAGAUUUGCCGUAGAAGCAUAUGUCAAACGCCACAUAAAACGGGCGCAUUCGAAAUGCAAAACUAUUUUAAAUACAGACAAAGUUGGGCAGGAACAAACUGACCACGUGUAUUCGGAAGGCACCGUUAUUCCCUAUGAGUUUGAUCAAAACGAAAGGCGCCGCAGUAUAAAUCACAAGGACCUCAACCCUCAGGUAAUUGAAAUAAAAGAAGUGUUGCACUCGGGAUUUGAUUAUGAAUAACUUGAUUAUAUACACAAAGUGUUGGUACGUGCUCGCACCGUUGAUUCAGAUAUGUCAUAAUUUCGGUAGGCGAAAGAGAUCCUAUCUCAUACUUUUCGAUACAUAACUGAGAUAUUUGAAACAAAGUGCUCGUCCUCUGUUGAUAGUCGGUCUCCACCACGAAUCCUACUUAUUGAUUAUUCAACAGCAAGUUAUUACAAACCCAAAACGGACAGUGCAAUCGUGAAAAUUAGUUACUUAUCUUGUAAGGUUCGCAAAUGUUUUUUAGACUCGUCAGUGUAAAUAACGAUCGUUUCAAUAUCAUGUUGUUGUUCUUGUUGGACACGUAGUUGAUAUAACGAUCGUUUUGUUGUUGUGUUGUUCUUUGUAUCGUUUUGAAGAAAUCG
Styela clava is the source of this 2269-nucleotide messenger RNA. The record is from RefSeq and is a predicted model, not a curated record. Lineage: Eukaryota; Metazoa; Chordata; Ascidiacea; Stolidobranchia; Styelidae.